ACGCUGCGCCUGUGCCCGGUGUUCUUUCACCGCACCACAACAAACAGUGCAGCGGCAUUACACUGUCAGCUCCUCCUCAGUUGGUGUCACCAGAUCUCCGAGUGUCAGCAGCCUCGCGGCUUCCAAGCAUGUCUCUGUCCGGCGCUCAGACCACCGAGGACGGACUCUGUGGCUCCUGGGUCGAGCUGGAGGAGCUGAUCGCAGCAGUGAGCCGCCGGGAGAGUCUCACAGGGCAGCAAGACACCAUCUCCUCCGCCCUGCAGGGGGAGCUGGAGAGAAUCCUUCUGGAGGCACAGCUGGAGUGUGAGAGGAUUCGAGAUAGCCCCCCACAGGUGGCCACUCCAAAAUCUUCGGGAUCCCCGCGGUCAUCAAGUGAACACGACAGCGACUGCAUCACCAUCCAGGAGGACAACGAGCGACGACUGGACACCGACUGGGUGUGGGACUGGUCCAGUAGACCUGAAAACAUGCCGCCAAAAGAGUUUGUGUUUCAGCACCCGAAGCAGCAGAGCUCGCUCAGCGUCAGGAAGACAGAGGUAAUGAAGAGAGGGAUCUUCUCCUCAGAUGUGCUCCUCAUCCUCGUUCCCUCACUGCUGGCUUCACAUCUCCUCACGCUCGGAGUCGGGAUCUACAUAGGAAAACGUUUGGCUGCUUCAACAACCAGCACACUGUGAGUCCGUGUCCAGGACGGUAGAGGUUUUGUCUGAGCAGUGUGGUCCAGUCCAUUGCACCGCCCCUGUGUGUCAUUGUUGUGGGGCGACGAUAGUGCGUUGUUUGUGUCUAUUCUCUUAUUUGUGUCAGUCCAUCCAUGUUAGAGUCAGCGGCGGUCCAAGCAGAAUGGUGAUAUUCCCGAGCAGACUUGAAAUGGUCUUCAGAGAGUGCGUGGUAGCACUUUACCUAAGCUGUGACACCAUCUACAUGUCCUUCAUUUCUUUGUUAAAGAAAGAAUGUGUUUUUAAUGUCUCUGUUAGUCACGAGAAUGUAGACGAGAGUCUGGUUGUGCUUUUGUCCCAUAAACAAUGAAGUGUUUGACCUUCAACGAAGACAAUCGUGUUCUCAUUAAAAGUGUCACCUGGAAAUGCUGA
Molecule: messenger RNA, 1085 nt
Organism: Synchiropus splendidus (mandarinfish)
Lineage: Eukaryota; Metazoa; Chordata; Actinopteri; Syngnathiformes; Callionymidae
Exons: 6
Coding region: 129-674 (181 amino acids)
Biological process (GO): positive regulation of apoptotic process; mitochondrial outer membrane permeabilization
Cellular component (GO): mitochondrial outer membrane; mitochondrial envelope; nucleus
Source: RefSeq, a predicted model, not a curated record